UAGCACUAAUCUCAGACUCGGGCAGGCAGAGUGAGAGAGCUUCACGAGGAGUGUGGACGGAGCACCGAGUGUCCUCCUGAUGGAUAGUCGCUCUGUUUUCUGAAUCGGAGAGAGAAAUCUCAUCUCGGUUGUCACCUGCUGUUCUGAAUGUCCUGGGCUGACCAAGGCUGAUGGGCAGGCAGCCCCUCAUCUGGAAGGAAGAUAAAACAACAUCUUAUCUACGCCCAGGCCCAUCAGUGUUGCCAGAUUGGGCUGUUUCCCGCCCAAUUGGGCUGCUUAGGAUGGCCGUGUGCGGACUAUGAUAUGAGGACAGAACACAGCGAUGACUGAUGUGGAACCCGUUGUCACAGACUUUGCGCAGACUGGACGGACAGGCCGGCGAAAUGCCAUGCCGGAUAUCUUAGGGUCCAACGCCGGGGCCGAAGCCAGUGAAAUACAGGAGAAACUUGCUGAGCUCUCUGUCUCCGACGAGGGAAAUGAAGGCGGCGAGGGCUCAUCCUCCUCCAACCCCCCCAAGGGCCCCGAGGGAGAGGAGAAGAAGGAAGGCUAACCCCUGACCACCAGCCUCUCCUCCUCCUCCUCUUCCUCCCCCUCUUCUCCUCCUCCUCCUCCCUCUCCUCCUCCUCCUCCUCUUCUUCAUUCCCGGGACACAUGCCUCUGACACAUGCCUGGGAGCAGAGGAGAGGAUGGACCGCUCUUAACCAGCCUCUACCACUCUGCCUCCAUCUCCUCCUCCUCCACCUCCUCCUCCACCUCCUCCAUCGCUUGGAUCCCAUCCCAGGGCGAUCCCACAUGACUUAAGCCACCAGCCUUCAGCCUCCAGCCUCCUUCGUCUCUCUCCAUCCAUCCACCACACACAGUCAACCCACUCAGACCUGACAACUGUUACCAUCGGAACUGGGCUAUGCAACAUCAGGAUACACGAGAUGAGAUGUUCUCCUCCAAACACACAGCUGGGCGAUUGCUGAAGGGAGAGGGGAGGGGAGAUCAUGGAGGUCUUUCAGUUCAACAGAGGGCUGGACAUGAUGUCUUCUAGAAAAAACAAAAAACUGUCCUGAGCAGAGAAGAUAAGCCUUCAAAACAAUCCACAGCCGUCUCUUAGAAAUGGACGAUGUGCUUCUCAUUCACUGGUCAGUGUGUACACGUAAUGAACACAAUAAAAGAGACGCUUUCAGUACAUUCAAGAA
This is a messenger RNA of Engraulis encrasicolus (European anchovy), 1187 nucleotides long. RefSeq names its product protein kinase (cAMP-dependent, catalytic) inhibitor beta (gene pkib). Lineage: Eukaryota; Metazoa; Chordata; Actinopteri; Clupeiformes; Engraulidae. The record is from RefSeq and is a predicted model, not a curated record. Gene Ontology annotation, molecular function: cAMP-dependent protein kinase inhibitor activity. The transcript is spliced from 4 exons. Bases 323 to 550 code for a protein of 75 amino acids. Gene Ontology annotation, biological process: negative regulation of cAMP-dependent protein kinase activity. Gene Ontology annotation, cellular component: cytoplasm; nucleus.